AUGCUUGUGGCCCGGGCGGUAUUGGCAUUCAAAGUCAAAAUCCUGAAGGAACUCCUGCCAGCGUGCCAGCUGGUCCAUGGGGUCCUUGAAGGACCGCAGCCACUGCAGGGCCCUGUGGUCUGUGCGGAGAACGAAACGUCGUCCGACCAGCAGGUGUUUGAAUUGACGCAGGAACACAACGAUCGCCAGGAGUUCGCGACGGAAGGUACAAUAAUUCCUCUGUGGUUUAGUGAGAGUAUUGCUUGCGAAGCAGAUCGGGUGCUCUACUCCGUUCGCGUCGGCUCGGGAGAGUACGGCGCCGAUGGCGUACCCACUGGCAUCAGUGUCUAA
Molecule: messenger RNA, 330 nt
Organism: Spirometra erinaceieuropaei
Lineage: Eukaryota; Metazoa; Platyhelminthes; Cestoda; Diphyllobothriidea; Diphyllobothriidae
Source: the annotation of a GenBank genome assembly